AGUCGACAUGAAGUAACACGACGCACCAUCUCACAGUUAAAGCAUAGUCUUUUAACGAGUCGCACGUACGCAAGUACGCUGUAGAUUUUGCACUGGAUUAUUCAUUUUUAUACUUAAAAAUAAAAUUUGAACAAUUGAGAAGUUAUUUAUGUGUAUUUCAAGUGUUCGGUAGUAUUGAAAUAUUGAGAACAAAAUGGUUUUAGCGGAAAGAAAUUCUGAAAAUGUAAGAAAUGGUAGGCGAUCAAGAGGUCCCAGCCCUAAUCAGUCUGAAUCUUCUAGUGAAGAAGACGGAGUUCCAGCAGAAAAAAUUAGAGUCGGAAGAGAUUUUCAAGUGAUUGUACCAGAAUUUAUUCCAGUAAAUGAACGACGGUUAGAUAAGUGUCCUGACAGAGCUCUUCUAGUAUGGUCACCAACUACGGAUAUUCCAGAUCAAAAAUUGGAUGAAUACAUUGUAUUGGCUAAAGAAAAAUAUGGAUACAAUGGCGAACAAGCAUUGGGAAUGCUUUUUUGGCAUAAACAUAACUUAGAGAGAGCAGUUUUAGAUCUAUCUAAUUUCACUCCAUUUCCUGAUGAGUGGACUGUUGAAGACAAAGUAUUAUUCGAACAAGCCUUCCAAUUUCAUGGAAAAAGUUUUCAUCGUAUACGCCAAAUGCUUCCAGAUAAAUCAAUAGCGAGUCUUGUCAAAUACUAUUAUAGUUGGAAGAAAACGAGAUCCAGAACAUCUUUGAUGGAUCGUCAAGCCCGAAAAUUAACAAGCAGUGGAAAAGAUGGCGAAAAUGGCAGUGAAAAUGGAAGCGAAUUAGGAUCAAAUACAGAUAGUGAAUCCGAAGAAAAAAAAUGGACGAUCCACCGCGGAAUACGCCGUGGAAAAAACCAAACUGUGCCAGGAAGCCAAGGUGCCGACGGCAAAGCCUCUUCCGACUCGGAAAACAUUCCUCAGGUUCAGGGGUCUUGUAGCAACUGCGGUGUUGCUUGUCAUAAUGUUCGUGCAACGCCCAAGGGACACGCGUGUCAUAGCUGCUAUCUGCACUGGAGGCGUACGGGCGUCGCGAGGCCGCUGAGUUCCAUGCCGGGUCGUUCAAAUAAAAGAAAACCCCCGCGAGGACUGGUAGUUAACCAUGACGAUCUAGCUGUUUUGGCUGGCCAGCCUAAUCAGGCAAACAAUAGUUUGCAGGCUAUCGACACUGAAAUUAUUAGCCUUAAACGACAAAUACAGACUAAUAAACAACAAGUCAGCGCACUUAAACGUAAAACUGUUGAUGGCAUUGACGACUUACGUCCACCUGAAGUCACCAAUCGUAUUAAUGCACGGUGGACUAAUGAUGAGUUACUUUUGGCCGUUCAAGGGGUACGCAAGUAUGGAAAAGAUUUUUCAGCAAUCGCAGAUGUUAUUGGAACGAAAACUGAAGCUCAUUUGCGAUCAUUUUUUGUAAAUUAUCGCCGGCGUUAUAAUCUUGAUGCUGUUUUGAAGGAAUAUGAAGCUGAAAAUGGACCGAUUCUUAUUGAUGAUGAAAAAGAUGAAAAAAUUGAGGUUGAACAAACACAAAAUAAUGAAUCUCCCGAAACUUCACAAAGAUCUAAAUCAUCAACUAAUGUUAAUCAAGCUGCGAAAUAACAAAUGUCUUAAUUAUUUACAUGGACAUAUAAAGGUGAUUAAGUCCAUCACGAUCAGUGAUGAUAUUUACUAAAACAAAACCGUUUAAAUUAUAGAUUACUACUCAUGUUAUAAAGUAUCAAGAUUCUUGUUUAAUUUUUUAGUGUUUUAUUAUAUUCUAUUUUCUACUUACAAAGCUACAAUUCAAUAAUAAUAAUAAUACUAUUUCUUUCCUUUUUUUUUAAUUCAAAAUAAUAUUUUAAAAAAUAUAUAAAAGUUUAUUUCUUUUAUUUUUUCGACACUGUUUAUUUAAUUUGAUUUGUUGAAUUUCAUAACAAAAUUUAAAAAUUAGAAAUUGAAUUAAUUUUUAGUUAGGUAUUUCAAAUUUCCAUUAUAGUUAUUAACCAUGUUCUUAGCUUUAUAAUUAGUUGUAAAUGUAUAAAAUUUAUAUUAUGCUUAAGACAAUUAGUAUAUUUAAUUAUAUUGAGAAAUUAAAAACUUAAUAAUUAAAUAUUUCAAGCUGAAAAAAUUUUCAUGCAAUCGUAUAAAUAAUAUUUAUUGAAAUCUAAAGAUUAAUUCAAUUCAAUUAUUUCUCACAUAAACACACAUACACACAGUCGUUUUCGCUUAUUUGUUAAAAAAAUGUUUGAAAAUUAAAAAAAAAAGCACUUAAAGAAAUACUUGAAGAUUUUUUUUUUACUACUACAUUUUCAAUAAAUAUAUAAUUGAAGAAAGUAAUUAUAAAUUGACAUAGAAAUCUAUAAUCUCUAGUAUGCCGGAAUAAAUCAGACUAAUCUAUUAAUUAUAAGUGAAAUUAUUCAUAACAGUGAAUGUGGAUUGAAAGCG
Messenger RNA from Cotesia glomerata, 2440 nucleotides. It is a transcript of the gene CoRest, whose product is annotated as REST corepressor 3. The coding region runs from base 194 to 1615 and encodes 473 amino acids. NCBI's taxonomy places the organism in Eukaryota, Metazoa, Arthropoda, Insecta, Hymenoptera, Braconidae. Gene Ontology annotation, cellular component: transcription regulator complex; histone deacetylase complex. The transcript is spliced from 10 exons. Gene Ontology annotation, biological process: regulation of transcription by RNA polymerase II; negative regulation of DNA-templated transcription. The record is from RefSeq and is a predicted model, not a curated record. Gene Ontology annotation, molecular function: transcription corepressor activity.